AUGGAUCGAGGGCUGCUCUCCAGCAUCCUGCUUUCUUUUUCAGUUGCUCCUUGGUGUGGUCACUGCAAAGCUCUAGCUCCUGAGUAUGCCAAAGCAGCCGGGAAGCUGAAGGCAGAAGGCUCAGAGAUCCGGCUGGCAAAGGUAGAUGCCACUGAAGAGUCUGAUCUGGCCCAGCAGUACGGUGUCCGUGGCUAUCCGACAAUCAAGUUCUUCAAGAAUGGAGACACAGCCUCCCCCAAGGAGUACACAGCUGGCCGAGAGGCCGAUGACAUCGUGAACUGGCUGAAGAAGCGCACAGGCCCCGCCGCAACCACUCUGGCUGACGCGGCAGCAGCAGAGUCCCUGGUGGAGUCCAGCGAGGUGACCGUCAUCGGGUUCUUCAAGGAUGUGGAGUCAGACUUUGCCAAGCAGUUCUUGCUAGCAGCAGAGACCAUUGAUGACAUACCCUUUGGGAUCACGUCCAACAGUGACGUGUUCUCCAGAUACCAACUCAGCAAAGACGGGGUGGUCCUCUUUAAGAAGUUUGAUGAAGGACGGAACAACUUUGAGGGGGAGAUCACCAAGGAGAACCUGCUGGACUUCAUCAAGCACAACCAGCUGCCUCUGGUCAUCGAGUUCACGGAGCAGACAGCUCCCAAGAUUUUUGGGGGUGAAAUCAAGACGCAUAUCCUGUUGUUCCUGCCCAAGAGCGUGUCUGACUACGAUGGCAAACUGAGCAACUUCAAGAAAGCAGCUGAGGGCUUCAAGGGCAAGAUCCUGUUUAUCUUCAUCGACAGCGACCAUGCUGAUAACCAGCGCAUCCUCGAGUUCUUUGGCCUAAAGAAGGAGGAGUGCCCGGCUGUGCGGCUCAUCACCCUGGAGGAGGAGAUGACCAAGUACAAGCCUGAGUCAGAUGAGCUGACAGCUGAGAAGAUCACAGAGUUUUGCCACCACUUCCUGGAGGGCAAGAUCAAGCCCCACCUGAUGAGCCAGGAGCUACCUGAAGACUGGGACAAGCAGCCUGUCAAGGUGCUAGUUGGCAAGAACUUUGAGGAGAUUGCUUUUGAUGAGAAGAAGAACGUCUUUGUGGAGUUCUAUGCACCGUGGUGCGGUCACUGCAAGCAGCUGGCCCCCAUCUGGGAUAAACUGGGAGAGACAUACAAGGACCAUGACAGUAUUGUCAUCGCCAAGAUGGACUCGACAGCCAACGAGGUGGAGGCGGUCAAAGUACACAGCUUCCCUACCCUGAAGUUCUUCCCAGCCAGUGCAGACAGAAAGGUCAUCGAUUAUAAUGGGGAGCGGACACUGGACGGAUUUAAGAAGUUCUUGGAGAGCGGUGGCCAGGAUGGGGCAGGAGAUGAUGAUGACCUGGACCUGGAAGAAGCCCUAGAGCCGGACAUGGAGGAAGAUGAUGAUCAGAAAGCUGUGAGAGAUGAACUGUAAUGGAGCAGACAGACCUGGACACCCCAACCUGACGCCUCCAUGGCCUGCUGGGCCUGCUGGGCCUUGUUCCACCCAGCAGCCCACGCCUCCGGAGCCUGACCCUUGCCCAAGGAGGGAGCACCCUCGGAACCCAGGGAUCUUUCCAAAGCCACACUCACUCUAACACACGCGUACACUUUCACCCAUCUCUUCCUUUGCUUUUCAAUUUUUGGAAAGGGAUUCAUCUCCAGGCCAGCCCAUCUUGAUGGGCUUAAUUUUUUAAACCAUGAUGUACUUUUUUGUACAUGAGUUUCGUCUUGAGUGCUUGCUAAAUGUUUGGGAACUCACACUGAUGGUGUCUCGCUUAGUUCCAUCUGUGUGGGACGUUCAGGCAUGUCCCUACAUCAGGGCAUCUGUUCCACUGAGGCCAGGCCUCCCUGGGAGACACCAGUCUCCUGGAUGGGAAGAACAAGCCUGGGCUGGACGCAGUCGCUCUCCUCCACCCUGUGCCAGUGCUGCCAGCCUGGCUUUGCAGUUUCUAGCUAAAGGAAACGUCUGGGUCCUGUCUGUGUGGGCCUGCCAUGAUUGGAGGAGAGGGUGCUGCGACCCUGACCCUGGACAAGUCCCCUGCUCUCAAGCCAGGAGUCCGCACCUAUCUGCUGUGGGCACAUUGCUCUGUGGCCACCAGGCUUUCUUCCAGUGGGUCUCCCAGGCUGAGACCGAGCCAAGGACAUGGACUGGACCAGACAAUGCCCAUUCUUCAGGCAUUUCUACCACAAUAUUGGAAUUGAACACAUUGGCCAAAUAAAGUUGAAAUUUUAGUACCA
Messenger RNA from Dipodomys ordii (Ord's kangaroo rat), 2228 nucleotides. It is a transcript of the gene P4hb, whose product is annotated as prolyl 4-hydroxylase, beta polypeptide. Gene Ontology annotation, biological process: protein folding; response to endoplasmic reticulum stress. NCBI's taxonomy places the organism in Eukaryota, Metazoa, Chordata, Mammalia, Rodentia, Heteromyidae. The transcript has 10 exons. The record is from RefSeq and is a predicted model, not a curated record. Gene Ontology annotation, cellular component: endoplasmic reticulum; external side of plasma membrane. Bases 1 to 1422 code for a protein of 473 amino acids. Gene Ontology annotation, molecular function: protein disulfide isomerase activity.